Arabidopsis lyrata subsp. lyrata is the source of this 1374-nucleotide messenger RNA. RefSeq names its product DNA-directed RNA polymerase II subunit RPB1. Gene Ontology annotation, biological process: transcription by RNA polymerase II. NCBI's taxonomy places the organism in Eukaryota, Viridiplantae, Streptophyta, Magnoliopsida, Brassicales, Brassicaceae. The record is from RefSeq and is a predicted model, not a curated record. Gene Ontology annotation, molecular function: RNA binding; DNA binding.
UAUACUACGUAUAAGCUAAAAUAUUGUAAGCUAGGUCUGAUAAUUCCCCUACCCGCGCUAGAUAACAAUGUCACAAUCUGGCUCUUCUCCGACGAAGAAACAGAAGCUGGAUGAUGGUUUAGGUAAAGGAAAAUCUCAGAACGAGAUUGGUGCUGUAGGGAUUAGAGAAGAGAAAGAUAAUGAAGCUGAGAAUGCGAAGCAUGCACAUUACGACCCUUAUGGUUAUGGUGGUUCUCCUUUUGGAACUGGAUCCGUUCUCCUAGAUUACCCCACCUCCCCUAAUUACAGCCCUACAUCUCCUAGUUACAGGCCUACCUCUCCUAGUUAUCGCCCUAACUCUCCUAGUUACAGGCCUAACUUUUCUAGUCACAGUCCUGACUCUAUUAUUUACAGGCCUAACUCUCCUAGUCACAACCCUGACUCUACUAUUUACAGGCCUAACUCUCCUAGUCACAGCCCUGACUCUACUAUUUACAGGCCUAACUCUCCUAGUCACAGCCCUGACUCUACUAUUUACAGGCCUAACUCUCCUAGUCACAGCCCUGACUCUACUAUUUACAGGCCUAACUCUCCUAGUCACAGCCCUGCCUUUACUUGUUACUGGUCUGACUCUCCUAGUCACAGCCCUGACUCUCAUAAAUACAGGCCUAACUUUCCUAGUUACAGCCCUACCUCUCCUAGUUACAGCCCUACUUCUCCUAGUUACAGCCCUGUCUCUCCUGAUCACAGCCCUACCUCUCCUCAAUGCUGCCCUACCUCUACUCAGCACAGCCCUAUCUUGAGCUCUCCUCCUGAAGAUGAUGGUUAUGGUCCUGAGCACAUGGAAGCUGAAAACAAGACCAAUGAUCAUCUCACGGAGAUUGGGGAUGGAUACUUCCAUGUGGAUGGUAGAAAUUACCCGGAAGCUGAGGCCACUCGCACAAUUCAUGUCCCAUGUUCUAAGGUAGCUCUACUGGUUGGUGCUGCAGCGACUUUACGGUUUCUUCAGCACAACCUUUGUGCUAGAAUCCGUAUUUUAAAGGAUUCAGACGUUGAUUUGAAGUCUGCACAAAGACCAGUGGAAUUAACUGGAACUGUUUUACAGAUCGAGUUUACUCAGCAGCUUAUCGACUCUGUCCUAGCAGAGGAGAAUCAUGUAACCAAUGGAAGAGGAAAAAACUAAGAAACCAUCUUCUCAGAAAGAUUGUGAAGCUCUUAUUAAGCAAGUCCAUGCCGAGUAUGAAUAUCCCACGUGUGAUGCAGCAACCUCUCCAAGGAUAUGAAGUUGUUCAAGUUUGAUCAAAUUUAUAUUAAACCUCUCAAACAUUUUAUAAGCAUUCGGGAGAUUAUUUUCGGUAAUUAAACAAGCCAUGAUAAAAUCUUAUUUAAAAGUCA